AUGAACACACCCAUGACAACGGCUGCCGUGGUGUUGACCACCUGCCACCCCAACGCCACGAUAUGCUCGGGCACGUCGUGCCUGGUGCCCUCCAGCAACUACAACGAGAUCCUGAGCCUAGUUCUCAGCAUCGUGCUGACAGUCAUGCUGGCCAUGGUCAUGUUCGCCAUGGGCUGCACUGUGGAGGUCACAAAACUGUGGGGACACAUCAAGAGGCCUUGGGGAAUCUUCAUCGGCUUCUUGUGCCAGUUCGGCAUCAUGCCCUUCACCGCCUUCGCCCUGUCACUGGCCUUCAACGUGCUGCCCGUGCAGGCUGUCGUCAUCAUCAUCAUGGGCUGCUGCCCCGGUGGCUCCAGCUCUAAUAUCAUUGCCUACUGGCUGGACGGAGACAUGGACCUCAGGUGAGACUGACUCGAAGCAGUUCUUCGGCUGUCCCCAUAGGAGAACCCUUUUUGGUUCCAGGUAGAACCCUUUUUGGUUCCGUGUAGAACCCUCUGGAAUGGAACCGAAAACUGUUCUACCUGGAACCGAAAAGGGUUCUUAAGAGUUCUCCUAUGGGGACAGCUGGAUAACCCUUUUAGGUUCUAGAUAGCACCUUUUUUUCUAAGAGUGUACAUGUUAUUUGGUAGAUGAUUUAGCCUACUUUCAAGUUUUGCCUUUGGUACUACGUUUUAAGUGUGUUUCUAGUGUGAUCCAGUGUACUAAUGUUGUGUGUUUCCCCCUCUCUCUAGUAUCAGCAUGACAGCCUGCUCCUCUAUCCUGGCCCUGGGGAUGAUGCCUCUGUGUCUGCUCAUCUACACGUCUGUCUGGACCUCCGCUGACACCAUCCAGAUCCCCUACCAAAGCAUAGGUAGCUACCAAUACUAAAAUAAACCAUUCCAUAUACGGGCAUAUGCAUUGAUGUACCAACUAGAUAAUGUAUUGGUGGGAAUGCUUCUGUGCAGCAUUCUUUAGAUUCCAUCUAGCAGCACAGGUAUUAGAACAUAUAAUUAGUAUAGAUUUCCACAUAUAGAUUAUAUUUCUAGGUGUUAGAACACCAUUAGAAAUGCUAAAACAUUCAGAUCCUUAUAGCAGCUUACUUACACUACAUUACCAAAAGUAUGUGGACACCUGCUUGUCGAACAUCUCAUUACAAAAUCAUGGGCAUUAAUAUGGAGUUGGUCUCCCCUUUGCUGCUAUAACAGCCUCCACUCUUCUGGGAAGGCUUUCCACUAGAUGUUGGAACAUUGCUGCGGGGACUUGCUUCCAUUCAGCCACAAGAGCAUUAGUGAGGUCGGGCGAUUAGGUUUGGGCUCGCAGUCGGCGUUCUAAUUCAUCCCGGGGCUCUGUGCCGGCCAGUCAAGUUCUUCCACACUGAUCUCGACAAACCAUUUCUCAUUGUCAUGCUGAAACAGGAAAGGGCCUUCCCCAACCUGUUUCCAGAUAGUUGGAAGCACAGAAUCGUCUAGAAUGUCAUUGUAUGCUGUAGCGUUAAGAUUUCCCUUCACUGGAAGUAAGGGGCCUAGCCCGAACCAUGAAAAACGGCCCCAGAACAAUAUUCCUCCUCCACCAAACUUUACAGUUGGCACUAUGCAUUGGGGCAGAUAGCGUUCUCCUGCCAGAAGCAUGAUUCAUCACUCCAGAGAGCGCGUUUCCACUGCUCCAGACUCCAAUGGCGGUGAGCUUUACACCACUCCAGCCGACGCUUGGCAUUGUGCAUGGUGAUCUUAGGCUUGUGUGUGGCUGCUCGGCCAUGGAAACCCAUUUCAUGAAGCUCCCGACAAACAGUUCUUGUUCUGACGUUGCUUCCAGAGGCAGUUUGGAAGAUCAUGACAGAUGUAUAUCUUUGUCUCCAGGUAUAACCUUGGUGUCCCUCCUCAUCCCCGUUGCCCUGGGAAUCUACGUCAAAAACAAGUGGCCCAAAACUGCCAAAUUGAUCCUCAAGGUAAGAUUAAACCCUCUCCCCUCGCACUGCAUACAGCUGCGGUUGGUUACACACUACUACUACACUAUACAUGCGAUUUAGUGGAUUCAAAUAAAGUAUAUAAAAUGUGUGUUUGCAGGUGGGUUCCAUAAUGGGCUUCCUCCUCAUCAUCAUAAUUGCGGUGGUGGGUGGGGUGCUGUACCAGUCCUCCUGGACCAUCUCUCCCUCUCUCUGGAUCAUCGGAGCCAUCUACCCCUUCGUAGGCUUCACCCUGGGCUUCUUCAUGGCCCGCUUUGUAGGACAGCCCUGGCACAGGUACUACUGCAAUAUUAUAUGAUUUAUGAUGGUCCAGUCUUAAUAUUGUAUCUAGUUGAUAAAAUCCAAGUUACCAUUACAAUACAAGGUGUUGAAGACACCUACCUGAAUUACACUUGACUAACCUGAAUGAGUACAUCAUUCCCUUCUGGAAAUGCCUUAACAUUCAAGUUAAUGCAAAAACUACAGUACCAGAUGUGCAAUGUACUCCAAAGAUGCUACAAUGAAAACCAUCCAGUGCAUUUUAACUUAACCUUGUUCAUUUAACAGAGCAGCAGGUUCUUACAAGUACACCAGUAAAGCGGAGCCCUUCGACGCUCCAUGGAACCUACUGUAGUUAACAAGCUCGUCGUUGUUGUGUUUAGGUGUCGUACCAUCGCCUUGGAGACAGGCUUCCAGAACUCACAGUUGUGCAGCACUAUCGUCCAGCUGUCGUUCUCCACUGAAGAACUGGAGGUCAUGUUCGCCUUCCCACUCAUCUACAGCAUCUUCCAACUGGUGGUGGCUGUCAUGUCUGUCGGAGGUGGGUCAGCUUAUACCAAUAUUGAGGAGCUAAUAUCACUAUUGAUAUGCUAUCAAAUGUUUUGUAGUCGACUUAUAGAUGUAUAGUAGGCCUAUGGCCUGGUAUUUCUACCAUUUGUUAUCAAUAUUCACACCAUUUGUCAUUCUAGCUAAUGAUUGGUUGCCUGGGUGCCAGUCUGAUCAUUAACUUCUCUCAGACUAACCAUCAGUUAAAUGCCAAACUAUAUUAUUGAUGCUUUUCGGUGCUCAUUCAGAUCGAAAGAUGUGGCUGUAAAGGCACACAGUAGGUGUAACAUGAGUGGUUCUCCCUCCUACAGCUUACCAGAUGUAUAAGAGGAAGUGUGGAGGGGGUUCGUCUGAGUUAGACGGCGAGGGAGCAGAGUGGGACGCUGAGGCACCUCCUUCCAAGGACAAGCAGGAGUACGUCCUGGAGAAUGGAGGCUUUGAGUGCGACGAAAAUGGCAACAACGGAGAAAAGGGCAAGAUCACCCAGAUGUGAGCACAGACAGGCCGCGGGACUCUUGGACAGUUAGCAGCACGCAGCGACCUGGACGCAAUACUGUACCUACAUGCUUCCCACUCAAUCACACCAUAAACACACACUGACCUCUACAGGCUGAAAGUGUGUAUUACAGGUCCUGCCAUUACUCUUAACAUUGGAGAGGUUUCUGUGAAGCUUUACUUCAUUUAAAAAAACAUAAACUUCAGGGGUAGGAAGCCAUCUUAGAUCCUGAAUGAAGUCUGAGUUCUCCUGUACCUCACUUUUUUACAACAGUGUAUACAUGCAGAGACCUCAUGGAGGCCAGCAAGGUUGCAGUGUGGUAGUGACUGAGGUGAACUGUGUUGAGUGGUGAGGGUUUCAUAGAGGAAACUGUUCACCAUGAAAAGGUUUCUGUCUAGUCACUCCUGUCAGAACUACAAUCACUUUUGAAUAUACCUAUUUAUAUUGCAAACCAGUCAACCUAAACUAAUUUAUUAGUCCAUGUUGUAGGACUCAUCUGACACAGACACACACCAGCAUUAACACAUUCUAUUUAAUUUUACAUAGACCCCUCCAGGAUACUUUAAACAUGCCUCAUAUUAUUUUAUCAUUUGUAUGUUAAAGCAAAAAAAUGCCAUAAAGAAUACAAUACAAGUCCCCCUGACUAAUACAAGUGUUGUACUUUGACAUUGAGUUUUGUAUUGAUUGAACAUUCAUUUAGUUUUAAAUUAAUAGACAGUAGAUAUUAACCAUGUUUAUGAAUGUACUGUAAGUCUGUAUCCAUUGGUGUAAUUAAUGUUUGGUGCAUAUUGAAAUAUUUACAUAGAUGAAUAGCCUAGAUACUGACUAUACCAAACAUCAAGAACACCUUCCUAAUAUUGAGU
Coregonus sp. 'balchen' is the source of this 4105-nucleotide messenger RNA. The record is from the annotation of a GenBank genome assembly. NCBI's taxonomy places the organism in Eukaryota, Metazoa, Chordata, Actinopteri, Salmoniformes, Salmonidae.